Molecule: messenger RNA, 6819 nt
Organism: Candidula unifasciata
Lineage: Eukaryota; Metazoa; Mollusca; Gastropoda; Stylommatophora; Geomitridae
Source: the annotation of a GenBank genome assembly
AUGAAUGUCUCUUCAUUGGCAUCACCUAUGAAACCUUCUUCUGGAAUCAAAAGCGUUACAGCUGUCAAAGCUAAACUGUCAAAGAAGAUGGUUUUUGAAAGAAAAUAUCUGUGUUCGGUUUGUGGCUUACUUGCUCGCACAUCAACAGCUCUGAAAAAACAUAAAUGCAGGUAUGUUGUUAAAGAGGUGCAGACGUGUCCAACUUGUAAACAGAAGUUUCAAACUAGAUCUCAGCUUCAUAGCCAUGAGCACAUUCAUACACAGUACAAGCCUUAUCUCUGCUCCCAGUGCCCAUACAGGUGCAGAACUCUUCAGUGUUUGAAACGACAUGCUUUAGUUCACACUGACAAAAAGACUCACUUAUGUAACAUAUGCGGGGAAUGUUUUAUUUUUGUGGCAACGUUGAAAAGACACAUGUAUAAACAUUCCACUGAGCGGCCAUAUUCCUGUGAGAUUUGCUCAUACAGAACAAGUGACCCAAAUGGGUUGAAACAACAUAUGACGAAACACAUUCCAAAUUUAUUUUCUUGUGAUGCUUGCGCAUUUGCAUGUAUAUGUGCUUCAGACAUGGACGAGCACAAGUUAUCACAUACACAGGAGACAGUUCUGUGCUGUCCCUCAUGCACCCUUAGUUUUGUAACUGUGAGAGAGCUACAGUCUCAUCAGCUUGAACAUACUGAACAGAAGCGGCCACAGUACGCUUGUCAAAACUGUUCUUUUACAAGUAUUGUUCAGAAAGAAUAUAUCACACACAUGCAAACUCAUUCUGUCGACAGACCAUUCUCUUGUAGCGAAUGCAGCUACAGCAGCAACCGCAGGAUGAACUUAAAAGCUCACAUGAUUAAAAAGCACCAACUGAACUUGACCGGGGUCAUAAAAUUGAAAUGCCAGAUUUGCCAGUUUGGAUGUGAACACGACCAGGAUUUUAUCAAACACAUGAAUGGUCACCAUAACAUUGACAAACCCUUUACUUGUCCGGUGUGUCCGUUUGCAGCACAUAGACAAAGUUUGCUAAAAGUUCAUCUUAAGACCCACCAACCACAUGCAUUUUUCUGCCAUAUUUGCAACUUCAAAAGUAAAAGAAAAACAUUACUAAAUAAACAUCUAGAAGUUAAACACUCAACUGGAAGUAAAGAUGAAGCAAGCAGAAUUGGAAAGGCGGCAUACUGUGUAGAAGAAAAAGUUUACUCCUGUAGACAUUGUGACUUUAAAAGUAAACAUUAUGCAUCUCUGAGGAAUCACAUGCCAGCUCAUUCAGGCACAAAACUUGCCUGCGAAGAAUGUGACUAUGUCACCAACGCCAAAAGGAAUUUGAUAUCCCAUAUGAGAUGUCACAUCAGAGACAAACCCUUAAAAUGUAUGUUCUGUAGUUAUUCCAGCGUACGUAAGAAUAACUUUAAACUACAUAUGGUGAAGCACAUAAAUGCAAGGUUAUAUUUUUGUGAUAAGUGUGAUUUUUUUGCUGAAGAGGAAUCCAUUCUAAAACAUCAUGAAAGACUAAAGCAUGCAGAUCUGAUGAGCAUUUGCGAUGCAUUUGGAAAUGUAGAGGUCUGCAGUAAGGCAAAAAUGGUUGAAACUGGUCAAAUUCAUGUCACACCUGAAGAGAAACUUGUACCAAGAUGCACACCAGACUUGAAUUGCCAGAAUGGUUUUGAGAAAUGUGAAGUUAAGAAUAAAAAGACAAAGAUGUCUCCUGAAUCCAGUAGGUGUUGUGACAAACAGAUUGAUCCUGUGAUGUUAGAUCAUAGCAAGAGACUGGGAGAAAGCAUUGCGCAUAUGGGAGAAAGCAGUGCACUUUUGAGAGAAAUGGGAGAAACAAGUGCACGUGUGACAGAAAUAGAGGGAAGCAUGCUCACUGGAGAAAGCAAUGUAUCAGCGGACGGAAAAAGUGGAUUCCUCAGAGAAAGUUUAUUACUGGGAGAAAGAAGUUCAAGAUUGUUAGAAAGCAGUGUGUCAUUAAAAGAGAAAUUUACAGUUCUGAGUGAACACAGUGCACCACUGGAAGAAAGCAGCGUACGGCUAAAGAAACACAACAUACCACUAAGAGAAGGUGAUCUACCGCUAGGAAGAACUAACAUACAAGUGAGAGAAAGCAACAUACCACUGGAAGAAAGGGAUGAACCGCUAGGAAAAACUAACAUACCAGUGAGAGAAAGCAACAUACCGCUGGAAGAAAGUGAUUUACCUCUGGGAGAUAGCAGCAUACGAUUAGGAGAAAAUAAUGUACCACAGGAAGAAAGUAUUGCACCACUGGGAGAAAGUAAUGUACCACAGGGAGAAGGUAGUGCACCACUGCAAGAAAGUAAUGUACCACAGGAAGAAAGUAGUGCACCACUGCGAGAAAUUAAUGUACCACAGGGCGAAGGUAGUGCACCACUGCGAGAAAGUAAUGUACCACAUGGAGAAAGUAGUGCACCACUGCAAGAAAGUAAUGUACCACAGGAAGAAAGUAGUGCACCACUGCGAGAAAGUAAUUUACUACAGGAAGAAAGUUGUGUUCCACAAGGAGAAAGCAAUAUAGGAAUGAGAAAAAUCAAUACAGUAGCCAAGUCAUUGAACUUUGCCAGCCAGAACACACACAACUCAGCUGACUCACCUCUAGAUGUUCAUCUUCCAUCUGACUCUUUAGGUGUUUCAUCAACACACAUCUCAGCCAGCAACAGCUCUGAGGAGUUUCACAAGGAAUAUAUCAACAAGGCUGCUGUUUAUUCUCCAGCUGGUUCUGCUCCCAAGGAUGCAUUUGGCCAGAUCUCGCUGCCUUCUGCGACUCUUACUACCACAAAGAAUCCAUUAGCCAGGGCUGCUUCAAACCAAGAUGUGCAGCCUCACACCAGUUGCCUGACGGAUCUGCCUAAAAUCUUAGUUACUUCUUAUGAGUUACUAAAUGAAGCCACCCUUGUCUGUCCAUACAGUGUCAGGGAUGGGCCUCACCACAGUCCGCUGGACCAUCAAAUCCCUCCUACAUGUGACAGCUCACCUCUACAGUUUGCUGAACAUUCAGAGGCAGUAGCUUUCUCUCCAGUUCACAAUGGCUUUGAAAAACAUGUUUCUUUUAGUCUGAAUAGUAAUUAUGCAGAUGAAAGGAAUUGCAGUGGGAAAGUCACAGAAGAUAUUGUGAAGCAAAAUUUUUUCUCCAUGUCUAAAAAAAAUCCUGGUGAAAGGAAAGACAUUCUUAGAGUGACAGAAAACAGUCUACAAGAUGUAGGAAACACUCAGUCCUACAGUGAAAACCAUAUGAACUGUUCAAAUAUAGAAAGUCAUAAACAGUCUUCAUUGAUCUGCUGUACAAUUUCCAGUCAGAAAGAAGGUCAUAAACAAUGUUCCCUGAUCUGCUCUAAACUUCCAAGGCAGCCAGAGGGACAUAAACAAGCUUCAUUGAGUUACUGUACAAUUCCCCGCCAGACAGAUGGUUAUAGUCAGCACUCAUUGAUAUAUUCUACAAUUUUCAGUCAAACAGAAAGUCAUAAACAAACUCCAGUGAUCUUCUCUACAGUUCCAAGUCAGACAAAUCAUCAUAAUCAAUGUUCAGUGAUCUACUCUACAAGUGACAAUCAGACGGAAGGUCAUAAACAACAUUCAUUAAUCUUCUCUAUGACUCCAAGUUGCAGAGAAGGUCAUGAACAACCUCCAUUGAUCAGCUCUACAGGUACAAGCCAGACAGCUGUAACAUACAUGUGUUUAUCAUGUAAAGUAUCAUUUAACAGUGUUGAAGAUCUAAAUAGACAUAGCUUAUCCUGCAGCCAACAGCUUCCUACUCAGGAAGACCUAUGCGGUCCUGAAACACUACAUUCCCAAAUUACAGUCCCAGAGAUCUCUCAAGCAGAACCUCAAACAAAGGGAAAUCACUAUAAAUGUACAAAGUGUGACUACUUUACUAAUCGGCCAGGUAUUUUCAAGCAACACAUGCUUUCAGAACACAGCAUUGACAAGGCAUUUUCAUGCUCUUUGUGUUCAUACAAAACCAAAAGAGAGGACGAUUUGAGAACCCAUUCUAUAACUCAUGACAAUAAAAUGAGUAGAUCAUGCAGUGUGUGUAAUUACACUUGCAAACGUGUGGCAACUUUUCGUAAACACAUGCGGAAACAUGAUGAAAUCCAGCUUUUUUCAUGUAAGUUUUGCGACUUUACCUGCAAUUAUGAGCCAGAUCUCAGAUCACAUAUAUUAAAGACUCAUGAGAAGCCUAGGAAUCUUUUAUGUGAACUUUGCUCCUUAUCAACUGAUUCUCCUAGUUAUUUUAAACAGCAUAUGGUAACAGUCCAUGCAGUAAAAAAUGCUUUCAGAUGCUCUGAUUGUGAAUAUUCCUCCCCGUUAUGGAACAACUUUAGAGCUCAUCAACGGAAACAUAACAGAGUCAAGAAAUACCUCUGCAGAAUAUGUGGAUUUUCUUUCACCCGAUCAACAAGCUUAAGAAAUCAUAUGUACCAGCAUUCUGAUGCCAAGCCGUUGAAGUGUUCACAUUGUGAAUAUAAGUGCGGUCGGCCAUACGUGCUUAAAAUCCACAUGCGGAGACAUAACAGUGAACAACCAUAUGUUUGUAAAAUAUGUCACAGAUUGUACGCUCAUUCUUCUAGUCUUAGUAAACAUUUUUCUAUGGCUCACAAGAUGAUGCAAAAAUAUGCUUGUGGGUCAUGCUCAUAUACAGCAUCAUCCAGGACGCAGCUGAAGAGACACAUGCAGAUUCAUAGCAACAGGAGUAGAUUUAAAUGUAAAACUUGUCAUUUUUGUUGCAGUCACAUAGAAGUUUUGAAAAACCAUAUGCUUGUGCAUAAUCUUUCUCUAGCAAGAAAUGUACCAAGAACAACAACUCCUGCACUGCCAGAGCCUACAAGGGCAGAGUUAUCUGUUGGAUCAGCUUGUAGUGUGUUGUCUUCAGAUCUCACAGCUAAAAAUACAACCACAGGAUUCACCUGUGCUGCUUGCUCUCACACCUUUACCUCUUCAUCGAACCUACGAAAACAUGCUUUGAGACACAUGAGAUCCAACUGUGUACGUAAAUUGUAUUGUUCCGUUUGUGAGUUUUCAUGCCUGCGACCUCAUGAACUUAAAAUUCACACAUCUUUCCACACAGGGGACAAGCUGUUUUCUUGCACCCUGUGUGAAUUUUCUUGUUUUAAACCAGUGACGCUGAAAUAUCACGAACUAAAGAAACACAGACAAGAUCUUUUGAUAAACCUUUCUAACAAAACCAAAUUGCUGAAUUGUCCACUGUGUGAUUUUGUCAGCAGUAAACGUCUUCACCUCAAAUAUCAUGUUAAAGAAAAGCACGCAUCAUCAGUAGCAGAUGUAGCAGAUGUUACAAAGUCUGUGAAGUUUUCCGGAACUGAUAAAAGUUCUGGGAAGUUACCUCGGGCCAGUAGACAUUCUGUAUCAACUGAAGAAGCAAUAAUGUUUUCCAUGUCCAAUGAAAAAUCAACAUCAUCGACAUCUAAAGAUCAGAUAUUAUCUAUGGCUGAAGAAAAAUCAGCUGUAACCACAUCUGAACAUCAGAUGUUUUCUCUUCCCAAUGAAGAAUCAGCUGUCAAUACAUCUGAACAUCAAAUGUUUUCUCUUCCCAAUAAAAAAUCAGAUGAUGUUGAGUCAGUUACCAAAGCCUCAGAGUUUGGUUUGAUCAGAACUGAUGUGGAGUCAGUUACCAAAGCUUCAGAGUUUGGUUUGGUCAGAAAUGAUGUGGAGUCAGUUACCAAAGCCUCAGAUUUUGGUUUGAUUAGAACUGAUGUGGAGUCAAUUACCAAAGCUUCAGAGUUUGGUUUGGUCAGAAAUGAUGUUGAGUCAAUUACCAAAGCUUCCGUGAUUGGUUUGGAGGGUGAUAAUUUUGAAUUAUUAACAUCAGAGAAUGCAAUUAUGCUCUCAGCAUACAACACAAAAUCUGUUUCAUUUUCGCGACUUUCACAAUAUUCUGGGAAUCGUUCUAAAACUAAAAGGAGUAAAGAUUUAACCACAACUCCUUUAGUAGAAUCUGUGCCAUUGUCUAUGGGCAUUGAACACUGGGGAUCCAUCUCAACAGCCACGGAUGUUUCAUUGAUGCUCUCAACUUCAAGUGAACAAUCAGAUUUCUUCAAAGGUUCUUUAGGAGGUUCUGUGAAAUGCCUUGCAAGUUGUGAAAAUCUAGAAUGUUCUCAUGUCACAGAUAAUUUGAAAGAUAGAAAGUCAACUGUCGCAGCUAAUUCAGUGAUGCUCUUAACAUCCAGUGAAUCAUCACCUUUGUGUGUCACAAAUGAUUUGAAUGGUAGAAAACCUGCCCGGUUAAGAAAACUACCCUGCUAUCAGGGUAAGAAUAGUAUUCAAAAUACUUGUGAGAGGAUGUUUGUCUGUUCCGAAUGCAACUACUUCUCCACUAGCAAAGGAAGCCUUACUGCUCAUGUCCUGAAACAUGCAGAUAAAAACUUUCUUUGCCACCUCUGUGACUACAUGUGUCGAAGAGAGCGUGAACUGAAAAGGCAUCUUCUGACACACGCUAAAGGGAAGCCACUCUCUUGUACACAAUGUCCGUACACUUGCAUCCAAGCUUCCAGUCUCAAAGUGCACCAGAUGAAACAUCAGGGAGAGAAACCUAUCUGUUGUACACAGUGUGGCUUCAGGUGUCGCCAGAACAGCACCUUGAGGGAUCACAUGGCAGUACACUCGAGUGAAAGAAAGUUCUCUUGUGACCAGUGUGACUUUAAAACUAAGCGAGCGGUGUCGCUGAAGAUGCACCGACUAACACAUACAUCAGAGAGGCCGGUGUUAUCGUGCCGGCUGUGUGACUUUACCUGCAAGCAUGUUAACGCACUUAGGUCCCACAUGCGCUCGCAUUUAGCAGAUGAGCUACUGACUGGUUAG